Molecule: messenger RNA, 1685 nt
Organism: Fundulus heteroclitus (mummichog)
Lineage: Eukaryota; Metazoa; Chordata; Actinopteri; Cyprinodontiformes; Fundulidae
Gene: alg1
Product: ALG1 chitobiosyldiphosphodolichol beta-mannosyltransferase
Exons: 13
Coding region: 90-1568 (492 amino acids)
Cellular component (GO): endoplasmic reticulum
Molecular function (GO): mannosyltransferase activity
Source: RefSeq, a predicted model, not a curated record
GCUUUUAUUUUGUUUUUUCUUGCUGCUACGGUCUCUUUAAAUCUGAAGCUCCGCCCCCUUCCCCACCACUUCCGGAACCUCAAACAAACAUGGCGACGCGCGGUUCCACCGUGUUGCUGCUGGCAGCUGUUGCUGUCAUUAUCGCGGCUUUAGCUUCGUGUUUCGUGGCGGACGCCGGCGUGACGUGUCCGGCUGUGUGUCUGGUUGUGGCCGGCGGACUCCUGGCGACGUGUGGGCGGAGGCUGCGGCAGCGGGACCCCGGCUGGGACCGGCGGGUCUGCGUGCUGGUGCUGGGGGACAUCGGACGCAGUCCUCGGAUGCAGUAUCACGCCUUGUCCCUCAGCAAGCACGGCUACCAGGUCACUUUUGUCGGGUUUUUAGACUCCAAGCCUCAUCAGGACGUGCUGCGAGAGGAGAAGAUCCGGAUAGCUAGCAUCCCAGAGGUGAAAGGUGUUCGAGCGGGACCCAAACUCCUGACAUACGUGACGAAGACGAUGGUUCAGUCUGCGCAGAUUCUGCAGGUUCUGCUGUCGAUGGAGCUGCAGGCUCACAUCCUGAUGCAGAAUCCUCCUGGGCUGCCCGGGAUUGCGGUGGCGUGGUUCGUGUGCGUCCUGCGCGGCAGCACCUUCAUCAUCGACUGGCACAACUACGGCUACACCAUCAUGGCUCUGAGCCUCGGUGCGUCGCAUCCUCUGGUCCGGCUCGCAAAGUGGUACGAGCACCUAUUCGGUCCUCUGGCCUCCCACAGUCUGUGUGUGACGAACGCCAUGAAAGACGACCUGAAGAAAAACUGGGGCAUCAAGGCGACGACGCUCUACGACCGACCGGCCUCCGUCUUCAGAGAGACUCCUCUGGAUCUGCGCCACGAGCUCUUCCUCAGACUGGCCGACUCUCACCCGCAGUUCAGAGCCACCAGGUCCGACUCUGAGGAAACGGAGACGACUGUGUUCACUGUCGCUACGCCGGGCGACGGCGGCGUGACCCUGAGGGCGGAUCGGCCGGCUCUGCUGAUCAGCAGCACCAGCUGGACGGAGGAUGAAGAUUUCUCCGUCCUGCUGAAGGCUCUGGAAGAGUACGAGGGCUUCGUCAGAGGAGGAGCGCCGUUGCCGUCUUUAGUCUGCGUCAUCACAGGGAAAGGUCCCCAGAAGGAGCACUACAAGAAGCUCAUCGCCUCCAUGAGUUUGGAGAAGGUGAAGAUCUGCACGCCGUGGCUGGAGGCCGAAGACUACCCGCUGCUGUUAGGUUCUGCAGAUCUGGGAGUUUGUCUCCACAAGUCGUCCAGCGGUCUGGAUCUGCCCAUGAAGGUGGUGGACAUGUUUGGCUGCUGCCUUCCCGUCUGCGCCAUCCAGUUUGACUGUUUACACGAGCUGGUGCAGCACGGAGAGAACGGGCUGACCUUCAGAGACUCUGCAGAGCUCGCCGGGCAGCUGAAGUCUCUCCUCUCAGACUUCCCCGGCUCAGACGGCAGACUGGGAACCUUCAGGAGGAACCUCCGCGCCAGCAGGGGGCAGCGCUGGGAGGACAACUGGGACCAGAACGUCCUGCCUCUGUUGGCGGCUCCCAGAUGAAGACGAGCCCUCAGCCUCCCUGGACUCUGAGAGGCACAGAAAAUGCUUUGUUACAUUCCUUGAUGUGAUGUAAAUGUGUAAAUAAAAUCUUUAUUCAGCCGCGUUUGGUCACCUGAA